GACAACCAAAACGGUGUUAACAGACAUUUCUCUCUCUCUCUCUCUCUCUCUUCCCAUUUUUCCGGCGAACGGUGGACGACGAAAAUGGCCGGAAUUCGAUGGCCGCCAGAGGAUGCGGAGCCAGUCCAGACGCGAGCUUUGACGACGUCCGACCUGAUCUCUGAUGACGACAGGUCCGUCGCGGCUGACUCGUGGUCGGUAAAGAGCGAUUACGGGAGCACGCUGGACGAUGAGCAGCGGCAAGUCGAUGCUUCCGACGUCCUCUCCUCCGGCGGCACAUUUCGAGCCGCUUCUGACUACAGCUCGGAUAAAGAUGAACCGGAGGCUGAAAUGGAAAACUCCAUGCUGGGUUUCCUGAGUUACUGGGAGUCCACCUAUACUCACGAGCUUGCGAAUUUUCACGAGCAUGGUCACGUCGGUGAAGUAUGGUUUGGUGUUGAAGUGAUGGAAAUUAUGGCAGUUUGGAUAAAGAAUCUUUGUGCCAAUUUCCAUCAAGGACAUUCAGGUAGUCUGGGUGAUGUAACUGAUCCCAAACCUAAUCCAGGAGAGGAAGUCUCAAAGGUCUUGGCUAGUUGGAGCGUCCUUGACAUUGGAACUGGGAAUGGUCUAUUUCUUCAGGAACUUGCAAAGCAAGGGUUUUUAGAUCUUACUGGAAUUGAUUACUGUGAUGGAGCAAUAAACCUUGCAAGAAAUGUUGCUGAUCGUGAUGGCUUUUCGAGUAUAAAGUUUCUGAUUGAUGAUGUUCUUGAGACCAAACUGGAGAAGCAAUAUCAACUUGUUACAGAUAAAGGAGCAUUGGACUCAAUAGGUCUGCAUCCUGAUGGCGCAGCUAGACGGCUUUUGUUUUGGGGGUCGGUCUCAAAGUUGGUUGCUCCUGGUGGAAUACUGGUGAUCACCACAUGUAACACCACAAAAGAUGGACUGGUGCAAGAAGCUGAAAGCUUCCACCUAAAACCAGCUGCGACUGAUGUGCAACAUGGAAAGCCUGUGCUGUCAAUAUUCAGAUAUCUGGAUCAUAUCGACUCAUAUCCUUCAUUUUCUUUUGGUGGUCUGGAAGGGAGGAAGGUAGCAACUGUUGCACUUGCGAGAAGGCUUGAGGCUUAGCAGAAACUAGUGCCUGUUUCGUUUCUUACUGCGAUCAGAAAUCAUAUGAUGCCUUGCCAUUAGUUGAUUGUAUUGACCAUGUCUAUUCGCUAAUUUCUCCUCUCCUUAGUUCUGCUUUACUAAUUAUAUUCUACAAAAACUUAUGUGCAUUGUGGUACAAGCACAUUUGAAACAGUACAUGAAAACUAUCGAAAAAGCUUGAUAUCUAA
This is a messenger RNA of Nymphaea colorata (pocket water lily), 1313 nucleotides long. RefSeq lists its product as uncharacterized. The transcript has 7 exons. Gene Ontology annotation, cellular component: cytoplasm. The coding region runs from base 85 to 1104 and encodes 339 amino acids. The record is from RefSeq and is a predicted model, not a curated record. NCBI's taxonomy places the organism in Eukaryota, Viridiplantae, Streptophyta, Magnoliopsida, Nymphaeales, Nymphaeaceae. Gene Ontology annotation, biological process: peptidyl-lysine dimethylation; peptidyl-lysine monomethylation. Gene Ontology annotation, molecular function: protein-lysine N-methyltransferase activity.